UCGAGGCUGUCAAAGGCACAGUAUGUCAUAUUCCCGGGGACUACCUCUCAAAGCCACAGCACCGGCUCAGCUAUCAAGAGACGGGGAGGAAAUCAAACUUUUUGGAUCACAGCACUAGAUAAUGAAUUACAUGAUCACCUCCUGAGAGAUUACAAGUGUGAGAGCAUCAGCCGGCGUGGACAGAGCGGAUCUGGAGUCUUAUCCUACGGAGCGAUCGCAAAACUACAAUCAAAGAUGGAUUCUGAAGGUGAGGAGCAAACCCUGACAACAUGUAACGGCAGCACAGGGAUGGCCAACUGCAUCGCCGAGACACACAGCCCAUAUGGGUCCAUGGCGAGGAAGAGGAGCGCUCAGGAGGGGGUGCACGGCGCCCCCGUCAACAAGAGAAAGUCCCUGCUGAUGAAGCCCCGCCACUACAGCCCCAGCGAGGCAUGUGAAGAGGAGAGCGAGGACCUGGCACCGCCACAGGACAAAGACGAGCUGAGGAACAUUGACACUCCAGCAGAUGAGAACUUAUGUGCAAUCGACGGAGUCGCCUACAAAAAUGUCUGCCGCGGCGGCGCAGCGAAGUCCGGCGAUUCUCUGGGAUGGUCCGAAGUCACGUCAGACGGCUCUCCCCGGUGCGAGCCGGACGCGUCCGAGCCUCCGAUGGACGAAGACGGCGAGGAAGAGGAGCUCCUUAACGAUGAAAGAGAAGACCGAAGUCGAGACGGGAUGAGCGGCGCGUCGUCGCCGCGGAGUCCCUACGAAGACCCGAGGGAGGCCGAGUGGGAGCCUCUGGCCUCCCACCGGAGCCCCGCCGCGGCCUCCGAGGACCUCUCGGGCCGGAGCGGCCCCGUGAAGGAGGAGCCUCGCUUAGAGCCGGGCGGCCCGAUGGGCAGGGCGAGCGUUCUUCAGGCCGAGGCUCUGAGGUACAGACCGCCGCAGGAGGAGGAGGAGGAGGAGGAGGAGGACAGCGAUGGGGAGGCGGAGGCGGAGAGGCCCCCGCCUCGGCUGGACGGCUGGGCUCUGGGCCUCCACGAAAGAGGCCCGGACAUGGGCCGAGGGAGGGUGAACUUCAGCCUGUUGGAGCAGGCCAUCGCCCUGCAGACGGAGCAGAGGCAGGUCCUGCACCACGCCUACCGGGAGAUGGACCGGUUCCUCAUGGAGCAGAUGACCAACGAGAGGAGGCAGCACAGGAUGAUGGACAUGGACAGCAGACUCAACUAUCACGGAGGAAAAGAUUCUCCACGCACAGAUAAAAAGGACAUCAAGUGUCCGACCCCCGGCUGCGACGGCACCGGUCACGUGACCGGCCUUUACCCGCACCACCGGAGUUUGUCUGGGUGUCCUCACAAAGUCAGAGUUCCUCCAGAGAUCCUGGCCAUGCAUGAGAACGUCCUCAAGUGCCCCACACCCGGAUGCACAGGAAGAGGCCAUGUCAACAGCAACCGUAGCACCCACCGGAGUCUCUCCGGCUGCCCGAUCGCCGCCGCCGUCAAAGUCUCCAAACCUCAAGACGAGAGCCUGAAAUGCAGACAGACCCCCGACCGCUCCCCGAGAGCCAUCGGCUUGAUGAAGAACUUCGAGAUGAACCAGUUGAACUACCGGCUCUCUCACCCAGUAGCAGCCUUGAAGACGAGCCUCACGAAAGACUUGGACAAGUUCAGCAGGAUCCGCUUUGACUACGCCAGCUUUGACGCGCAGGUGUUCGGCAAGCAGCCUCUGAUGGGGCCCGAGCAGGACCAGGACAUGCCGCACUUCCCCGAUUCACCUCAGCAGUACCACGCCUUCCUCGGCGCCCCCGGUGGCGGCGUGCCCGCCUCCGGUCAGCGCAGCCCGCCGAGUCAAUUCAGAAAAGAAGACGGUCUCCAGGCCGCCGCGACAACGGCCGCCAUCCUCAACCUCUCCACCCGCUACCGGAAGAACAUGGAGGCUGUCGCCGGGCGGCCUUUGGAAACCUCCACAAAGGACAUGCUCAUCGAGGUGGAUGAGAACGGCACCCUGGACUUGAGCAUGAAGAAGUCCAAGGACAACGUCAACGUGGCGGCGGCGGCCAGGACGCCUUCGGACGAGCCGCUGUCGCUCUGCGAGGCCGCCGGGGCCAAAGGCGGGAGCGUGCUCAUAAGCCCCGCCUUCUACCAGCCGCUGUGCGAGAGAGACAGCUGGGACGGGCCCAUCCCGGUCAACUUCAGCAAAGCUCACAUGUUACAGGACGCAGAGGAGGAUUACGACCGCAUGUCCGUCUUGGAGGACCAACAGUACCAAGCGGACGGCGGCGUGAUGAGCCCCAAAGCCAAGCUGCUGUUGCGAGACGCGAAGAAAGAGCUUCUGAGCUGUCCGACCCCGGGCUGUGACGGCAGCGGCCACGUGACGGGGAAUUAUGCAUCGCAUCGCAGUGUGUCUGGAUGUCCCCUGGCUGACAAAACACUCAAAUCACUGAUGGCAGCCAACUCUCAGGAACUAAAGUGCCCGACACCUGGCUGCGACGGAUCCGGACACGUGACUGGGAACUACGCUUCACACAGAAGCUUGUCAGGAUGUCCACGUGCCAGAAAGGGAGGUUUGAAGCUCACACCAAACAAGGAUGACAAAGAUGAGCAAGAGCUUAAGUGUCCAGUAAUGGGAUGUGACGGACAGGGCCAUAUAUCAGGGAAAUACACAUCCCAUCGCAGCGCGGGCAGUUGUCCGCUCGCUGCCAAAAGACAGAAGGAGUCGUCCAUCAACGGGCUGCCCUUUGCCUGGAAGGCCAAUAAACAGGAACUGCCCCAUUGUCCCUUGCCUGGCUGCAACGGCCUUGGACAUGCCAAUAAUGUGUUUGCCACUCACAGAAGCUUGUCGGGUUGCCCCCUGAACGCACAGAGUAUCAAGAAGAAGCCCUCGGAGGAAGAGAUGAUGACCAUCAAACUGAAAACCAGCAGUGGUGUCGAAAACAAAGAAGAUAUUCAACAUUUGGAUCACGAAAUCAAGGAACUGAAUGAAUCCAACAUGAAGAUAGAAGCCGAUAUGAUGCAACUUCAAACGCAGCAGAUAUCGUCGAUGGAAUGUAACCUGAGGACGAUCGAGGAGGAGAACAGGAUGAUCGAGCAGCACAACGACAGCCUCCUGAAGGAGCUCGCCCGCCUUAGCCAAGCGCUCAUCAACAGCCUCACAGACAUCCAGCUGCCUCAAAUGGGACCCAUCAGCGAGCAUAAUUUCGAAGCCUAUGUGAACACAUUAACUGAUAUGUACAACAACUCGGAGCAUGAAUACUCUCCAGAGUGCAAGGCCCUCUUGGAUAAUAUCAAACAGGCUAUUAAGGGCAUCCAUGUGUAAGCUGUAGAGCGAGAGGCUUCUUUGACUUGGGGUAAUGGCUCUAGAUAGCUCUAUUUCACUGAGGAGGGAUGGCUUGGCUGCAUGUAUAAGACGAGGCUUUUUUGGAAAUGUGUUUCCCGGUAAAGACACUGCACUGAGAAGAAUUACCAGCCACAUUUUUAACGCUUUUACCGUUUCUGCGUUCACUUGAUACGUUUAUCCCGGUGAGAUUUUUACCCCUCUUUGCACUUAAUUAUUUUGUAUGGUUUGCUUGAUUUUAAUCUGUAUCUGUUCAUGUCAUUCUUAUAUUUAUCGCUAUUUAUUAUUAUUAUUAUUAUUAUAUUUGUUCAGUGUAUUUAUUUCCUUGAUUUUUUUAUUUAUUCCUUGAAUUGUAAAUGCUUAAUAAUUAAGAAAUAUGUUUGACUUUCUGCACAUUGUAUAUUUACAUAGAAGCACAUUCCAAUUUCAUGGCAUACUUUCACCAUCUAGUGUUGAAAAACGUAUAUUAUUAUUAUUAUUAUUAUUAUUGAACCAUAAAUUGGAUCUCUCCCUUCAAAGUAAAAACCUACCAAAAUGACUAAGAAUCAAUAUUUUUAAGCAUUGCUUUUGCUUUCUUUAUUGGAAACUGAAUGUAUGGUGAGACAAAGUGAACACUGAGAUAAAAAAAAAAAUGCAAUGCAACUGUACUGUACCUUUUCUUUCUGAAACCAGUAACACCUGAAUGCAACCAGGAAGUGACACUGAGCAAAAAUGCAAAUCAUUCGGUGAAGUGAAUGUCAAGAUUCUGCUUUGCAUAGAAGAAGUGCAACAAAAAUCAAAAAAUUCACUUUGUCAAGAUGUCUUUUUUUCUUCUUCUUUUUUUAUAAAUAUAGUUAUUAAACUGCCUUCUGUGCACACACUUUGGAGUGUGCAUAUAGUAUGUGCCUAAAUGUAUAUGAAUCCAUAAAAGUAUACGAGUACUAUGUUUUGUGGUAGGACAGUAUUAUGUGAUGGUGUCUAAUUUAUUAUACAGUACAAUUAUUUUCAUAGGAGGAAAACGUUCCUGAUGACUGUUUAAAUACCGUCGUCUCAGUAGCUGUAAUCUCAGAGGCGGGUUUUGAAAUAUCACAACUGAGAUUAAAAAAGUCUGGUGUUUAUUUUAUCUUUUGUGAUAUAGCAUGGGAGAGGGGAGGGGGAAAAAGGAAGGAGUGAAUAAAAACAACAACAUCUAUUCCUCUUUUAUCUUAAAUUGCUUACAAGCCUUAAUAUUUCAACCAUCAGAGUUUGAGUAUUCUUAACGUAACGCGUGGGGCAGAUUUGAACAGUAGCUAUUUAAAAGAUAAAUAAAUCGAGCUGUCUACCGCCACAACUCGCAUUUUGGUUUCAAUCAUUAAAUGCAACAACAACAACAAAAAAGGGAAGAAAAAAGUUAUGAAAACAUAGACAAAUGGUAGUUGUUGGCAUCAAUUGCACUUUUGUAUUUAAUUAUUUUGUAUUUUUUGUUCAGCGUACUGCCCUUCAACAAAAAGAGGGAAAUGGGACACUACUGUUGUCACGUCACUGUUCUAUAAGAAGUUAAACCCACAAGACAAAUGACAGAGUAAUUCAUUUGAGCAAUACCUUUUUAAUUUCUGCAAAAAUAAGUCGUGUAUUUGAGGAGAAUUCGAAGAGGAAAAAAAUUAACAGCAAAAGAGCCAAAUUACAGAAAAAAUAACAACCCUAUUUUAUCCAAAAACUUUGAAAAAAAAGAAAGAAAUUGACUCAAAUUCUUUAAACUUAGCAAUCCUUUAUUUAUAAUUUUGUAUAUUUAAUUCCUAAACCACACAUUGUUUGCUCAGGAAGUUUUGUGAAUAAUAUUUAUUUUUCCCUGUUAGUAUUUGAUGUUUUGUAAUGUGAAAUGCUUUUUUUGUGGAACGAUAUUAGUCCGAUAUGAAAUUGUAUUGUAUUGUAUUUUCUUUUAAAUUAAAAUGUAAUGCUUUUUUUUCUUCAGUUGAAGUAGUUUGUAAAUUGAAAACUUCCUAUUACUUUUAAUAUUUCAUAAUAAACAGAUAUGCGCUGUGUUGUACAGUUUGUGUAUGGUAGAAAUAAACUUUUCAAAUGGU
Pseudoliparis swirei is the source of this 5354-nucleotide messenger RNA. It is a transcript of the gene st18, whose product is annotated as ST18 C2H2C-type zinc finger transcription factor. The record is from RefSeq and is a predicted model, not a curated record. The transcript is spliced from 22 exons. Gene Ontology annotation, cellular component: nucleus. Bases 235 to 3294 code for a protein of 1019 amino acids. Gene Ontology annotation, molecular function: RNA polymerase II cis-regulatory region sequence-specific DNA binding; DNA-binding transcription factor activity, RNA polymerase II-specific; zinc ion binding. NCBI's taxonomy places the organism in Eukaryota, Metazoa, Chordata, Actinopteri, Perciformes, Liparidae. Gene Ontology annotation, biological process: regulation of transcription by RNA polymerase II.